Cinara cedri is the source of this 32055-nucleotide messenger RNA. The record is from the annotation of a GenBank genome assembly. Lineage: Eukaryota; Metazoa; Arthropoda; Insecta; Hemiptera; Aphididae.
AUGGAACACGGGCAUGGCCCGUACAGCAACCACACACCCACGUCCGUCGUUACACUCGAUCCCAGGGACUCGCUGUAUCGUUUGAGCACUGCCAUGGACAACGGUACAGAUCCUACGGUCCAACAGGUGCGUAACAACACUGUUGUGCCUACUGCGAUUAACUAUAGUCUAGAUAAAAAUAGAUUAGGUUAGGUCCGUCUAGAUUUCAAACGAAGAUUUCGAGUACAUUUUUCUUUUUUCUUUUAUCGAACAUUAAAUAAAUUGGUGGGAUUCAUAUUUUAAGGAGAAAUGUCACUUACGUUGUACAUUCGAAUUUGGAGUAUUUUCGUGUUCAGUGUGCAUUCGAGUUAGGCGUCAAAUCGAAAACGCCAUUAGCGAGUGAUAAUAAAAUAAACGCGAGCAUUCUGUAUAUAAAAAAAAAAAAAAACAUUAAAUUUCCUCUUCCGGCUAUUUAUUACAUAAUAUAAUACUCAUACUGUAAAUAAAUAUCGUGCAUCUUUUUCAUUUUAUUUUUUUUUUUUUACUUUUCAAAUGUUCUUUCGAAAUACAACGAUACCGUCAUAUGCGUUUUGUGAGUUUUUCUUUUGUAUUACACUUGGAUCCUUAAGUAGGACUGCAGUAUUUAUAUAAUUUUAUAUAAAAAUUAAUUAUAAUAAUAUUAUCUUUGUCAACUAAACGAAUUAUAUUAAAUGUGAGUUUCAUUAACUGUAUUAUUACGGUAAACACACGAUUGAAACAAUACAAAUUAUAUUGCAUUUGGUGUGUUAACAGAUAUAAAAAAAAAAAAUUACAGCGGAAGGGGAUGUUAUAUAUUAUAUUUUUCGGUAUUAUCAAGGUGGGCAAUGGAUGUUUAUUUUGUUUUAUCCCUCCCGCCUACGAUGUAUAUUAUAAAUUAUAAUAGAUGGAAGGGAAAAGACUCAAUAACCUGCAAUAAUAAUUAAACCGGGGUAACACCCUAUGCAAUCCAAUUGAAAUCAAGUUAACAUUUUUCCUGUAAAAAUAACAUCUCUAAAUAAUGUUAUCUUAUCUUAAAUAAAGUUUUAACCUAAAAUUUAAAUUUAUGUUGGUUUUUCAAUAUUAAUCGUAUAAAUAUUUAAUUAUUAUUUCUAAAAUUUUUUUUAAAGAGAUAUUUUUAUAAGAGACACCCGUAUUUUAUCUAAGAGAUAUUUUCACAGGAAAUAUUGUUUAACGCACAUAUAGGUAUUUUGAUUGGUCACCAUGAAAUCCGCUCUCAAAGCUAAUCGUCUGUAUAUUGAAAUCUCAACAUAAUAAUAUAAAGGUACGAACUUCAUAUACAUUUUUUAUUUUUUUUUUUUGACAUUUCAAUAUUUCGACGUAAGAACGUAUUUAAUCAAUAUAAUAAUACAUGAAUAAAUCUAUAAUACGACUGUAUGUGAUCUACCGACUUGGUCAGUAUAACUGUAUAAUAACUUCGAAUUUAUUAUAAUCGUAGUUUAUAGUGUUAUUACAGUUAACAUCUUUUACUUCACCGUACGUUUUUGACGAAGAACGAUGAUGCGUUCAGUAUUAAAAUGACUGACUCAUUGAACUUACAACAAAAUCGUAAAUAUUUAAUAAACUUGCGCACUUUCCAAAAAACGAAUUUGUCUGGGUACGUCUCUGAAAAUGUAUUAUUCAACAACUGUGGCGCUGGUGGCGUUAUAUAACUGAGUCGCGGUAAAUUUUAAAUGAUUUCCUAUUAUAUCACGGAGUUCCGUAUACACAAAUCCCGGUGAAAUAUUCCGAGAAAGAAAGACUAUACGAAUAUAAUACAACGUCCGGCACCUACCGCACAGUAAACGGAAACACAAAAUAAUAACUCAUCAAAAGUAUAAUUUCACCGCAUUUGUAUUACUUUAUACCUUUUCUAAUUAUUAAUAUUAUUAUUGUACACGCCGUGGUACAAAAGUUCUACGAUAAAAUAUUUUUCUUCGACUUCUUUAAACCAAGUUACGCUAUCUUUCUGAUUUUUUAUCAACUAGGUAUUAUUCUGUCCACGGUCCUGUAGAUUUCAUUUUAUUUCCAUUUUAUGUCGGAGAUAACGUACUGAAAUGACACGCUGUAAUAAAGCCCUCAACAUUUCCAUUGGUUUUAUCCGACGAAUAUGCUAAGAAUCCAAAUUACAUUCCUCACUAAUAUUUUUGUUCAUUAGUUCAUUCAAUGAUUGAAUACUAAGUUCUGUUAUUUGGGCUCCACGUCUAUUCAGAGUAGUGACAUAGCACAUUAAAAAUGGAUUUUAUUAAUUCAAAUUCCAGAUUAUUUAAAAAAAUCUAAAAUCCAACAUCCAAAUGUAUUUAUGAUUAAUAAAUUAAGUAAUAUGGUAUCUCCAUAUUAUAGGUAGUAUUAAUAAAUGAUACAGAUUCAAAUUUUUUAAUAUAACUAGUUAGUAGAGAAUAAAAUAAUAGAUAACAUGAGUUGAAUAUAAAUUAAUAAUAGAUAAUUAACUAUCAUUUAUACAUUUUAUUACAACAAAAAUUAGUUUUAUGAAAUAGUCAACAAACUAAGUAACAAAUAAGGAGUAUUUAAAAAAAAAUGAAUAAUAGCUACCAGAAAAAAAAAUAUAAACUAAUUCAAAUUAUCAAAGUAAUUUACAUUAUAGAUUUAAUAUUUAUUAAACACAAACAUUUUACCUGGAAUAAUCAUAGAUCAAUGUAUAAACAGUACCACCACAGAAGGUAUAAAGUUUUCCCAAUCAUGGCUGACAGUUCGUUGAUCUACACUGUACGUAUUUACAUUUUUGGUUUUCUGGGGCACUGUGAUUUAGAAUCUUUUCACAACGAUAAUUUUGGUGAUAAGCAAGAAAAUCAAAAAAAAAAAAUCAUAUCUAAAUCGUAUAUAAAAUCGGAAUACCCGUGAAAAUUGUUCCCAUUACUCUAUUUAAAAUCACUAAAAUAUUUGACUUUUUUUCAUCAAAAUAUUAUUAUCAUUACAGGUGACCGGUGACGUCAUGAUGGACUGGUCCGAUUACGUUUCAGUGGCGCUGAAAACUUCGGUGAUGGCCAUUAUUAUACUGACCUCGAUCGGCGGCAACCUGCUGGUAAUCGUAUCGGUAGCCCGGCAUCCCCGGCUCCGGGUCAUCACCAACUACUUCGUUGUAUCGCUGGCAUUCGCCGACAUGCUAGUGGCAAUCGUAGCGAUGACGUUCAACGCCAGCAAACAGAUCAGUGGCAAAUGGAUGUUUGGCUACUUCAUGUGCGAUGUCUGGAACUCGAGUGACGUUUACUUCUCCACCGCGUCCAUAUUGCACUUGUGCUGCAUAAGCGUUGACCGGUACUACGCCAUCGUCAAGCCGCUCAAGUACCCAGUGCUGGUCACCAAGCGGCUGGUGGCAUUUCUGCUACUAGUCACCUGGGUGGCGCCGGGCAUCAUAGCGUUCGUGCCCAUAUUCUACGGAUGGUACACAACCGACGAGUACCUGACCUUCCGGAUGGAACAUCCGGACGACUGUGACUGGGUGGUGAGUAAAAAGAAAAAAACAAAAUACUUUUUUUUCUGACCUGUCAUCAAAAUGUUCUCUUUCUCCCUCGCAUUUUUCGGAUAUUUUGUUUUCAAGACGUUUCUUAUUACAAUUAAUUUCAAUUUCAAAUUUUUAAAAUACAACGUGAAUUAUUCGUCUAAUUAUCCUGAUAUAUCGCAACACCCCAUAUAAUAUCGUCUAACCGUUAAAUAAUUAGGUUGGCGCAAUGCAAGAUUUAAAAUAUACAGGUUUCACAACGAGCUAUGUUACUUCUCACUGUGUUUAGUGAACUGUCCUCUUAAUACAGUGAUGAUAUCAUGCAAUUUUCUACCAGAAAUAUUAUUCCGAUUUACAAACGUAGCACUUUUUUCGAAUGGAAAUCUGACUGAAGAGAUAUUUUAAGGAAGUCAUCUUUUGAUUUUCUAAGAAGUUUUCCCAAUAUAUGGGAAAAACAUAAUAAAACCGGAAGAACGAGAAAAUAGAUACGAUGUCAAACAAAUAUUAUUAUAGAAAACGUUUAAUGUAAAUGCAAUUAUUUUACCAUAAUAUAACAUAUAUCAACACUAUCAAUUAGACUCCGCUCAGAAUAUUUGUUUUCUUUAGCAAUGGUUAAUCGUUUCUUACAGAUAUACAUUAAAUUCUAGUCUAUAUCCUACCUUCUCAACUUUCCACCUACAACAGUGGCUGCACCCAUCCUCCUUAUUCUAGGACAGUUUUUUUUUUUAAUAACAUGAACAAAUAAAAUAAAAUAACAGGAAAGGAAAUCUUUUAAGAGUUCUAAUACUAAAUAAUAUGUAAAGUUACUCUUGGCGUCAAUUAUUUUGAUUCCAGACACACCACAGUUUUCCUUAAACAAUCUGAAGAAUAUUUAAACGAUCUUUGUAUUUUUGUCCAAUCAGAAUCAAUCAAUGUUUUAUUAUUAGGAUUAUCUAAAUAAGCUUUAGAAAUUAUGAAAGCAAAUGAUUCGUACGCACAAAUAUCACUUACAAGGUACUUUUGGUUUCUAUCAACUAUAACUGAGGAAUCAUUACUAUUCUUUAACACAGAAUUCAAAAUUUCAUUACGUCUUAAAAUGAAAAUAUAAGUUUUCUGUCAAAAUUUCAAGGCACUGCGAAUAUUUUUAAUUGAAUUACAACAAAAAAAAAACAAAAUUGAAAAUAAUUAAAUUAUUAUUUUCGUACAUUUUCCGUUUUUCCGUACGUUUUUUUUGAUUUAUAAGUUUUUAAAUAAUUUAUACAUUUGAGGAUUGAAUUUACAAUUAUUAACAAUGAAUAAACAAUUGUUUACAAUUUGUCUGGAGUCUCGGUCAAAAAGAUCGAGCUACGUGAAUUCGGCCCUUUCAACUUAUUUUUGACUUAACGGCUGAGCGGGGCAUUUACAAAUUCAGGGGUUGAAUUUACAAUUAUUUACAAUGGAUCUACAAUUUUUUUUUAAAUUUGUCCGGAAGCAAUCGGCCAAAGUAGGGUCCAACUUUACGUACGUUAAAUUCUUUAUAAUACUUUAUUGUUUUACGUGUAUUAUUACAGAGCAAUGAUUACACAAUAAUAAAACAAUUUAAUAUUUGCCUUAUCUAACUCACCUAUCCAAUUAUUCAGAUGGAACCGUAGUUCCUCAAAAAAAUUGUUAUCACUCCACUGCAAUUUGAUUAGCACAAUAGUACACGAAUUUAUUUAAAAUAGUGUUAUUUCUCUGGCAAUUAUUAUAGGUUCGCAUUAUUAAAAUUUGAAACCAUAAUUAUUAGUGACAAAUACUAUAUUGAAUUUUAAGCUCAUCACUAUUAAAUACAGUUUUACGUUAUUAUUAGCGUUAUCAACUGUGGCUAAAAUGUUUGAUGAGUAUUUAUUAUUAAAGUAUAAAAAUAAUUGGGAAUUUAGCGAAACACUUUGUAGGCCACUAUGCUCAGAGGUCGUUAUCCAAACUGUGUAGUCUUAAAUAAUGGUAAAAUGCUAAAACAAUUUAGAUAGGAAACGGUGUUCGCAGUUUUUCACAUUAUCAACAAAAAAAAAAAAAAAUAAUAGUAAAACAUCGUUUAAAUAUAGUACCAAAUAUUAUUUUAUAAUUUUUUUUUUUACUUAAAUUUUAAAUUUCCAAACAGAACUAUUAUAUACUAAUAAACGUGGCUUUUAAUAUCAACGAAAACCGUAAAAAAAAAACAGGUUUGAUGUAGUGCUCGGAACUAUACUUCUAGACAGUCUUAUUAUUGAUAAAAUACCGAAAACAAAAUUAGACAAAACAAAAGAAUCACGUAACUAUACCUUCUCGCCAUUAUGAAACUACUAGAAUAUUAUAAAUGUGCUAGGCAAACAAUGUCCCGUGAAACGGCUUUGUGUCUUUUUGAAUUGUACGCAAAUUCGGUCCGCUCGGGUCUUUUGUUUAAGUAUUUUGAAUACAUGGUUUUAUGUAAAAAAAAAAAAAAAAUUAAAACUACUAAUUGCUUAAGUGAAACAUACAAAUUUUAAAUUUCCAUCAUUAUCGUUAGUGCAUUUGUAACUCGUAUUACGGUAAUUUGUUUCGUCCUAACAGGUAACAAUUUAUUAAAACUACGACAAAUCGAUUAGGUAUUUGUAAAAAAAAAAAAAAAAUUAUUUUUUGAUAAGUUAUUAUACACAUGCAUUCAUACGCACACAACUACAAUUAAUAAUAAAAAGACGGGCAUACUUCACAUUUGAGUGCAGUCACUGUUGUAGGUUGGAAGUUGGGAAGAAAGGAUACAGACGGGAAUUUAAUGUAUAUCUGUAAGCAACAAUUAAUCAUUGCAACGAAAAAACGAUUCUGAGCGGAGUUCAGUUAAUUGUGUUGCUUUGUCAACAAUAUAAAUGUCAUAUUAUGGUAUUAUAAUAACAUAUUUAUUAAACAUUUUCUUUAAUAAUAUUUGUUUAAUAUUGUACUCAUAUUCCCGUUCUCCUGUUUUUCCUCCGUUUUUCCCCGGGUUUUCCAAUAUAUUGAAAAAACCCCUAAGAAAAUCCAAAAUGACCUCCCUAAAGUACCACCCCAAUUAAAUUUCGUUUCAAAAAGUGUUACGCUUGUAAAUCAGAGCAAUUUUUCAGUUAGAAAAAAAUUCACAAAUAAAAUAAAAAAAAUUAAUUAAAUAUCAUUCUAAAACCAUAAGCUUGUUUGCUCCACUAGAAUCUAAAAUACACCUAUACAUUUUUUUUUAAGUUUCGGUUUUGUUUUUCAAUAGAAAUAUAAUUCAUUUAAUAAUAAAUUAUAGUUUGUUUUUAGAAAAAGAGAAUAUAAAAAAAAAAAAUACAAAUUAACUUAAUUUACCAGUAGUAAAUACGCGCGACAAUGAGAAAGUGUCAAUAAUAUUGGAUUGAAUUAUACUAUUAUUUAGAGAAAUACAAAUUAAUUUACAUUGAUUUGGAUACGCGAUUAUAAAUUGCUUAUAAUUAAUGAAUUGAUAAAUUGAUUAUAAUCUACUUUAUAUUCAUCGUGUUUAUCAUUUUGUCUACAUUGACAUUUCGUUUCGACGCGAAUUUCAUAAUCCUUUAAAAAAAAAGAUUUAAUGUAAUUAUUUUUUCAUAUAAAUAUUAAGGAUAUGCUAAAUUGUAUCCAACACGUAGGACGCAGGAAGUAAGAAACAUUAUAACGAAGCGCUUCCUACUAUACGAUAAAACAUGAUAAUAAUUUAUACGCGGAUUAGUUCUCCAGUUUGUUGGCCGCGUGUUAAACGAAUAAACUAAUUAAAAUUAAUAAUAACACAAUGCCGUUAUUAGGAUUUAUUGCACGCAUAGCAUAAUAAAAUCAGAGGCGAAACGGCCCUCGCUAGGCUAUACAAGAGUGGUUAAAGUGGGAAGAACAUCAAAAGGAGACAAUAGUUAUCAAAAAUUAUUACUUACUAAAGAACUAACUAAACCAAAAAAAAAAUCAAUAUUUUCUUUUCUGCAUUAUUCUGAUUAUGUAUAAUCCAAUAGUUUAAAAAAAAUAAAAAUAAAACUAAUAACUAUUGAAGAAUUUAUUUUUAAUAUAACUUAUUCGAGUUAUUAUAAAUGUUAUUAAAAAAACUUCAUACAACUAAAGCGUCCUCCUGACUUUAAAGACUUAAACGAGGGAUGCAUAAUUAUGACCUCCGAUGCAACGUUAUUUUUAAAAAUAUUUUUCGAAUAAAAUCUAUAGUUUUACAUAAUAUUUGGCUCGUUUUUUAAUCACCUAUUUUGUAAGCCUAUUUUUUUUUCUUUAUUCGUAUCUUCCCGUUUGUACUAACUAUAUACUAAACUAACUGUCCCUCUCCAAGUAGCUCCCAAUCAAUUUAAUUACGCCCCCCAUUUUUUCAACCGUUUAAAAAUUAGAAUGUUUAUAAAUUAUUUUCCAGUAUUGUGCGUUUGAAAGUAAAAAAAUAUGAACAGAAUUACUUAUAUAUUUAUAUACUUAACAAAUUACCAGCGCCCUCUUAAUUGAGCUUCAAAUCAGCCACUGGUGCCAGCCAUUCUUUAGCUGUAGAAUUUCGAGAUUCAUACGCUUCUAUAUAUACAUUUUCAGGACUCUACGUGCGAUAGAUCCGAUUGUAGAUUGCACACAGACGAACAUUUUUAUUAAAAUGAUUUUGAUGUCGACCGAACAUAUUUUUUCGAAAUACUUUUUACUGUGUUGUACUAAGUUUACUUUAAGGUAAACUGCAUAUGAUACACGCAUAUAUAGCAUCUAUCAUACGCAAAUCACAUUUGCAACCUGGCUACAUUUAGAAUUUUUCUCAGUUUUAUACAAACAUUUUUUAAAUAUAUGUGAAAUUUAACAAAAAAAAAUGGAGUGAACACGCUUAGUGAAUCACCCUGCGUGUGCAAACUCUUGAAUUAUACUAUUCUUAUAAAUAAAUAUUUGAUUUCAAAUCGGUGUAAUUACGAAACUGUUCAAUCUUUUUUCUUUAGAGCAUGAUCUGAGGCACGAUUAAAUACUCAUUAAAUCUGAAAACCCGUUGUACAACUAAUUAUGGAUGUACACAGUAACAAUGAUUUAUGAAGAUGAUUAGAGGUGAUGUAACGAAUCUCCAUCAAGUGCGAUAUAAUCUAUCUAGUAUCUGUGCUAAAUAAAUAAUCAAAUCUAGAUUUAGAAUUCAAAUUUAAUUAGUAAGAAAUACAACACUAUAUACCCAAGAUGUCAGGACCAGAGGUGACAUUAUUCCUAUUGGUGAAAUGGGUGCCCUUUAAAUUGUAUUAUUGUCUCCCUGAUAUCUGUGUACUGAUCGGUUUCUAUUAUUUUGCUCGUUGGUCUGUAGGUGAAUAAAAUGUACGCAAUCGUGUCUUCGUCCAUAUCGUUUUGGAUACCGUGCACAAUCAUGUUGUUCACGUACCACGCGAUAUUUAAAGAGGCAAACCGGCAGGAGAAGCAGAUCCAUGCGAGGAUCAGUUGCGGCCACCAGAUCAACUAUAACCGGGAGAUGGCCGAGAACCAGCUGCGGUCUAAUGGUUCGGCAAACGGCGGAACGUCGUCAAGAACCACACUGGCUCCAAACGACCACCACUCGACCCCGUCCCGGGACAACAGGAACAUCAUCAAGAUGAAACGAGAACACAAGGCGGCCAGGACGCUGGGAAUCAUCAUGGGCACGUUCAUCGUCUGUUGGCUGCCAUUUUUCCUCUGGUGAGUACCUACAGGCAUAUUAUAACGGCUGUAAUAUCUGACGAUAAUAUUUUCUGUCUGCGUAUUUUUCGGUAACUGGGCAGGUAUGUCCGAAAUGAAAAUAAAAUACCGAAUUUAUCGCGCGGGUUGCAUUCGGUUCUCGCUGCGCGUAAGUCGAAUCGGAUAAUUUAGUUUUAUGUCGACUUCCGACAGCGAAAAUCGCUUUCCUCUCCAAUUAUCGUGCAGAAUCCACUAUAUAGGUAUGCUAUAUAAUAAUAUCGACCGUAAUCAUUUACAAUACACCUAUAGGUACGUCGUAAUAUUACUGGCGAGUAUAAAUUCUACGUUAUUGGUGUUAUACCGAAUCAUCCCGUUCAUGUGUAUAGACGAAAAUUACACGAAAAUUCCCUCCCUCGUUUUCCGAUCUUCUAUAUUAUCACCGGAAACGAUGAAUUUUGUUGUUUAUCUCGGGCGACGGUUUGAAAAGACAAUCAAAAAAGACGUGUUGACCGAAUAAACGGCAAAUCGCAAUUAAAAACGAACGUCAAUUAUUAUAUUAUAAUUAUUAUUAUUAUUGUUCCGUCGAAUAAUAUUCGAAUUUAUUGUCUCGAGUAUUUUAAAAACACUUUUUUUUUUUUUUAAAUUUGAUUUCGUUAAUUUGUGUUUUGAUUCUAUAUAAUUUCUGUUUGCCCAAGCAAAUCGACAAUUUUCGAGUUUUUUUUCGCGAUGUAUAUUUUAGUCGCAACACAAAUAUAAUUAAGGAUUCAUUAACGAGAUUUUCAUCCCGCCCAAUCCCCGGUUCAACUGACGUUUUCGCAAAGUCGCUGCAAACAUUACAACGAAUAAUUAAUGUAAAUUUAUUUUAUUUUAUUUUUUAUCAUUCUGAACUGGACGAAAAAGAAGCCAUGAUAUAUUAUUUUUAUAUUUUAGAUUCUGCAUAGGCAUAACUAGAAAUGUUAUCAUCUCUGUAAAUUUUCCUAGUAAUUUUCAUGCAUUUAUUAUCAGUAUGUUUUUUACAGUUCUUAAAAAUGAGAAACCCUUUCAUUUCAAACAGUUUCGUAGAUCUAAAAAUAUUUGUUUAGGUACGAUUUAGUCUAUAUAAUACUGUAAUAGAUAAAUUUCUUGAAAAUUGAAUUUCUGUGGUCGUAAUUUUUUUAACAAAAAAGAUUUAAAUUAUAUUACAUUUUUAAUCAAAUCUAAAACUUUCUUAUUCUGUGAACAAUAUUACAUAGUUUUCAUUUUCUUAAAGAUUAGAAUUUAUCAAGUUCGAUUUAAAAAAAAAAAAUAAUAAUAAUAACAGGUAAUUAUACUCAAAGUUCAUUUCCAUUUAUUUUUAUUUCAUAUUUUUUUCAUAAUAUAUACUCGUAUUAAUAUAUUUAUCACAUGUUUAUUUUAUUUUUAAUAAAAAAAUCAACCGAAAUGUACAUACAUUUUACGGAUAAAUACGAUAUCUUUAAAAUAUAUAACAAAGUAGCUAUUCGUUUUUUUCUCAGAAUACUCCUUUACGGUUAGUAAAAAAAUGCUCGAAUUUUUUCAUGUUAUACGAAUUUUUCUACUAGUGAUACUUUAAUUGGACAUUAUUUUGGAAAUUCCUAAUUCCAAAAAUUAAAUUUUUUUGGUUAAAUACAAAUGAUCCAACUAUUUUAUGCAAUACCUUCAAAGAUGCAAAUUUUCUAUCCGCUCGUAUCUUGUUUAAAUAUUUGUCGACAUUUACAGUAGUUCACUAACUAGGUCUUUUUUUGUCGAUAUCUGCGUUAUUUUUUUAGCAACAAGACAAGAAAUACAUCUAUAUUGAUCCUUUUCUUUUUCACCCACCUAUUACAGUAUUUUAACUCAAUUUUUACAAUACAACCCUCCUAGUACCUUUGAACUACCACCAACACCUAAGUUGUGUGUAGCAAUUGCUACGCCUUAGCCAUAUACUAUAGACUUAUAGUAACAGUAUUUUUGCUAUAUAUUAUGUAUUAUGUAUUAUAUUUAGCUGAUACGAAUGUAAUUAAAAAAAAAAACGAUAUGGUGAUAUUUACCGACAGGCCAAGUAUAUAAGUUCGAAAAUUUCAAAUCGACGGGUCUUAACGAUUUACUCUAACACCUGUAUAUACUGUUUUUUAUGUUUAAUAUUAUUAUGAUUUAUUACAGCGCAUCAUCUUUUUCUUAUAUUAGAUUGACAGUGUAGCGAGAAAUAAAUAAUAUAUCACAAUUUUAUUAUGACGUGUUUUUAUGUUUGAUUAUUUUAAGUAAGAAUAUACAAUUUGUCUGGUAUCUCAACUAUGCUCCAAAAUUUUAUACAAGGAUCAUUAUAUAGGUAAUGUGUAUUUAUGGUACUAUACAAAUUUCGAAAAAUCGUAGUCACAAUUUUCCCCCAAAAAUAUUACAUUAAAAAAAAAUGUUGAUUUUUAACAAAUUAAUUCCCAGCAUAUGUUUUAUUAAAUUUCAAAAUUGACAACGAAUUUCGAUAUAUUAGUUUUAGUUUUGUCAUUCUAUAUCCCACACAAACAUACAUUUCAAACUUUCAAUAUAUUUUAGAAGCCAACCCUUUGUUUCGAAUAUACGUCUGACUUUUUUAUUUUAGAAAUGAUAAUAAUAUGAAAGUAUGUCUAUACAAUUUACACUAGACGGUAUAUAUAAAUAAAAAUAAACAUGGAAGCCAUAAACGGUGAGACGAUAAAAUAAUAUGUCUGUUUCCUUUACGUUAUGAAAAGCAUCGAAUGCUUUAACGUACAUUUUUUGACAUGAUUUGAUGUGAGAUGAACGGAAAACAACAAGAAACAAUCAGUUAGCGAAGUUGUCAGAGUGUUAGUUAUUAAUAUUUAAAAAACCGCAACAGCUACACAUUUAAAAAAAAAGAAUAGUUUGAAAUGAGACAAAUAUUGUAAAAAGAUUUUAAAAAAACUAUCCAAUGGACUUUAUAUUUACCAAUUUCAUUUCUAUUCGAUAAAGAAAUCCAUCUAUCGAAAUCGAGAACGGUCAUUUUUGAUUACUAUGGACAAACAAAAUAUGUAAUAGGUAGUCUUUGACGCUAUCACCUCGGGGAAAACAACACCACAUGAUGUGAUGUGUCCAAAAUAUAAUUUAUCUGGGUUAUAUUAUGAAAAAUACGUGAGUUUUUCGAUACCUAAUCAAGAUUUAUUAUUUAUUAAAAAAAAAAAAGUUUAAUACCCAGAUAAUCAAAUCUCGUUGGUACGAAAACUUUAACUUCAAUAUUUUGACUCGAAGCUAUAUUUUGUUAUUCGUUAGCAAAUACUAACAAUACCUAAAAUAUGAUUACAUUAUUUGUAUUUUUAAAUCCAAAAAAAGGUCAACGUAUUCUAUCUGACUGUAAUAUUAAAUUAUACUCAACUUAGACGCUAAACAAAUUUUGUUGACUUUUAGAUUCUGAGUGUAGCGAAGGGAUGCAUUGCUUUUACUAAGAUGUUUAUUUUUUUUUUUGUUUUAUACUGUGUACAAAAAUUAUUCUAUCAAAACUCUUACUCAGAUAUAAACGCGUGGCACUAUUUUUAAAAGAAAUUGUUUUCCAGAUGGUACUUUUGGGAGAUAAUUUUUUGAUUUUCCAUGUGGUUUUCAUAAUGUCUAAGAAAAAGCAGGAUAAAACGUAAGAAAAAUGGGAAAUUUACGAAAAUAAUGCUUUUAUUAUUUAUCAAUUUUGUUAUUUAAUUUAAUUUAGUGAAAAAUAUUCGUAGAGAAUUAAUAUUUGAACAAAAAACUUCUAUUUACCUUUUCUAUACGUGGUAAAUUUUCAAAAAAUUUAAGUUAUUUUUGAGGUAUUGAGAGUCAUUUUAUAUUUACAAAUUUGUAAAUAUUUACAAAUUAUUUUAUUAUAUUAUUAUAUAAUUAUUAUUUUAUAUUUUUGUUAUUUGUUGAAAUUUGGUUAAACAUAUUCUUAUCGACUCUAUGGACUUAAAAUUUAUAUUUACUUUUUCUAAACGUAGUAAAACUUUCAAAAAUUUAAGCCAUUUUUGAGAUAUUUAUAGACAUUUUAAUUUCGAUAGUUUUGUACUUAAUAUUUAUUCGGAAAGUACUUUGUAGUAAAAUUGCUAGACUUAAUAGAAAUGCUUUAAAAUUUAACAGGGGGUUUAUUAAGAGUUUUACUUUGUAGUAAAACAAAAAAAAUUGAAUUUAUUGUAGUAUUUUUUUUUUAUAAGGGAGUUUUAAUAUAAAAUUUUGACGAAAAUCGUUUGAGUAAAAACCUUAAUUUUAAAUUUUUUUUAAUAAAAUAAUUUAAAUAACUUUAUAUUGACACUCUUAAGGUAUAAUUAUCGAGAUAUCAUGGUUAUUUAUGCCUAUUAUCAUUCUAGAUGUUCCAAGUUCAAGCCACAUGCUGUAUCGGGAAAAAAAGUUUUGCAUUUUAUUUCCCCUUUUACCUAAACAAGGAAAAAACAAAUGCAUUUUAGAUGUACCUAGAGACCCAAGCCAUUACUUCCUCGGACUUUAUUCGCAUUAUCCCCCUCGAUUUAUCGUGCAAACAUUUCGAUCAGAAAUCUUGUUCCAAAUACUAUGUAUCAAGUGUAGUUUAUUUUCUAAAAGGAAAUAUUAUCUCCACGGAAAUUUAGAGAAAUCGUUUUUUUUCAUUUUUCAAGCAGUUUUCAUGAUAAAUGGUAAAGUCCGAAAUAAAAUUUCGGCAAAACGGAAAAUGUACGAAAUAUAUUAGUAAAAAAACAUUAAAGCCUUUUUUAUCUGUUGCACAACUUUUCUACCAGCAAUUUCUCUCCGAUUUAAAACGAUAGCACUUUUUUUGAAAGGAAAUCUGACUGAGAAAGUACUUUAGGGGGGUAGUUUUUUGAUUUUCCAGCAAAUGUGAAAAACAUAGGGAAACCGGAAAAUGAGAGAAAAUCGGUAGUAUGUUAAACAAAUAUUAUUAAAGAAAAUAAAUAAUGCUUAUUUAAUUAUUUUACCAUGAUACAAUAAAUAUAUAUUGUUAACUAAGCAUCACUACCUACUGAACUGCGCUCAGAAUUGUUUUUUCGUUUGCAAUGGUUUAUCGUUGUUUUUACAUAUACAUUAAAUUAUCUAUUACAGUAGCUGCACCCGUCUCCAUUAUCCUAGGACGUCUUUUUAUUAAUGUGUUACGUAAUAAUAUUGUAAUAUUUUCGAAUAAAAACUAAGCACUUUCAUGUCAAAGCUUCAAAUUGUUAAGUAAAAUCUAAAAGUUGAGUUGAAUUUCAAUGUGAUUUUCAUCGUUUUAUUUUAAGGGGAGUGUUAUUUCUAGCUUUAAACAUCCUUACAAAACCUAAAAUGAAGCUAGGGGACAAAAUUGUGUGUAUAUUAAUUGUGAGUAUCGAUAUAUUUAUAGGUAGUAUAUUAUUCAGUUUAUUUUAUUGUUUUAUGACGAAUAUUUUUCUAUAACAUAAAAAAGGCUAAAUAAAUUUGAUUCUAGUGACAAUUCUAUAAUUUUUUAUUUCUUCUACAUAGAAUAAUUCACAAUAACACAUUCCCUUAAGGACUGAAAUAAUAUUAUUAUGUAAAUAUAAAUAUUUUUAUAUUCGUUAAAAACGAAAUCACGUGCUUAGCAUAGAUUAAGUACUUGAAAAACUAUUGAUUUUUUAUUCAUUACAACCGUGUCAUUUAGAACGUCAUGAAAACUGCAAAAAUAUUUAGUUGAGUACUUACUUCAAAACGAACGAGUUAUAAAUAAUUUAUUAAAAUUACUGCCUAACUCGUAAAUAAUGCUAACGAAAAUUGUAUUAUAAUAUUAUUAUCUCAUAUUGUCCACUUGUCUAGUACUACAGUUCGUUUACUACCUGUAAUACUUCUUUUAUCAACAUAUUUUUGUUUAUUACUAUUUUAUGCUAAACUUUAAAGUAUGUUCUAGUAUUGUUUAUACAAAUUCUUCUCGGUAUAAAUACUCGCAAUAAGGAACGUUUAAACGGGUGUAAAAUUAAUUUACAUUUUUUUGUUUGUUUUUUUUUCUUUACUUCUAAUUUCAAAAAUAUUGUAUUUUACAUAACCGUGUUAUUGUUUAUAAUUUUUAGUACAUUUUUUUUUUCAAAAAUUUCAAUUCGAGCAUAAUAAUUAUGGCGAUUUAUGUUUUGUAAUUUUACUACCUAGGUAAACAACAAUUUAUUUUAUUGCAUAUGUAUUUCCUUUUUCAAUACAUUUCUAUUUAUAAAUAGUAAUUAUUCAUUUAAAUGUUCGUAUGACGACAAGAGGUAUAAGCAAAUAAUGAUAAUGUCGACAAUAUAGUGGUUCAAGGAAAAAUAUAUUUGAAAAAGUAUAUCAAUUUAGAUACCGCGGGUUACAAUAUCUGAAAAGUUAUCAUUUUGUUUAAUACAUAUUUAGACAACUUUUGGUUGGUUGAAACUUUUAUUUAGGUAUAGUGUUUUAUUUUCUAAAUUCUUUUGAAGAUUUUGCAUCUGUGAUUAUAAUUAUUGUGGUUUAAAAUCUAUUAUAAUAUUUGAUCAGUAGUCAGAGCACAUCAAAUCAGAAUAAGACUUCUUGUUUUCCAUGAAUUAAUAUCAAACAAUAGUGUUAUCAUGUUGUCCAUAUUUAGCCUGCACGACCGGUCAUACUCUUAACUCACCACGUGUAUAGGUAAGUAUACUACUACUUCCUAAUUUUACAUCCACUAACCUAUAAACAAUAAUAAUAUAGUGAAAGUAGCACAUUUUCUGAAAGGACAUUUUCUCUUCUUGUUACAAUGAUAAGGUCAUUUUUUAAUUUUCAAAGGGGUUUCAUAAUAAUGGGGAAAAUCCAAAAGGAAAUUAUAACUGGUGAAAUAGCGUUACCGAUUUCAUUGUUUUUAAUUUUUGCAAACUAUAUUUUCUACCAGAAAUAUUGGUUGCUACAAUCGAAAAAUAACAAUAUAUCGAUUUUGUUCUUUUUAAUAUUUAGCCACUGAAAAAGAAAGUCAUUUUUUUAUAUUCAAAGUAGUUUUCAUAUUAAUUGAGAUAACCCCUUCAAAAAAACGAAAAAUACGGUUUUUUCAACUUAUGGAACAACGAUUUCACUGUUUAAAAUUUGUUCGGCUAUAUUUGUCUACCGGAUAUCUUUAUCCAUGUUUAAAAAAAAAAAUAUUUUCUAAAAUAAAAAUAUUGUCUUGUUUCUGAAUAAGAGAAUUUUUAAUUAAUUUUCCGUAUAGAUUUCCUAAUAAUUACGAAACACUGGGAAUGAACGUAGGAAAUAUGGAAAAGUGUACGGCAUUUAGUUAUUUUGUUGUUAUUCGGUUAAAAAUUAUUGUAGAAAUUUGUAAUAUUUACAAAACAUUUAUAUUGACCUUUUAUAGACGUGGUCAAAUUUUCAAAACAUUUUAUCUAUUUUUAGGCUAUAUAAUUAUUUGAUACAUUAAUGUUUUAAUUUGUAUUUUUAUUUGGUAAAUAUCUGUUAUUAAAAUUAUACUACUUAAAAUAAAUGCUUGAAAAUUUAACAGAAGAUACAUUAUAAGUUUUACUAUUAGAGGUCGAAAAAACAAAUUUGAGUUUAACAUUUUUUUUUUUUUAUAAAAAUUUUUAUACCAAAUUUUGUCAAAAUCAUACAAAUUUUAGGAUUACAAAAUAUAUUUUACUGAAUUUCGCUCCGAAUUAUUUUUAAUUAUAAAUGGUUUAUCGUUGCGUACAGAUAUAAAUUAAAUAACUUAGUGUAUCCUAAUUUUUCAAUUUUCUAUUUCCCACUUACAACAGUGGUUGCAUCCGUCCCCAGUAUCAGGUCUUUUGUUAUUUUUGCAUUCAAUAAUACGGCAACACGCAGAUACGUUUGAAAACCUCUAGGAUACAUAGUUAUUAUUAUUAUUAUUUUUUUUUUUUUAUUUAAUAAAAGAUAAUGUACGUAAAAACAAUUUUUUCCUGAAAACAAACUGCUGCAUGUAGUAUGCACCCAUAUAACAUUCAAUAAAAUACAAGUACAUUACACUUUAUUAAAUAUGUGCAUUUUUGAUGUUAUUUUAUUUACAUUGUAAGUAUACCUAUGUAUGAUAUAUUAUUAUUGUAAAAUUGUAACUCCCGGCGGAUUACAUAUUUUUAUGUCUGAUAGGGUUUUUUUUUUAUAAGAUUCAUAAGAUGUAUAAGUAAUUUAGCUGCGUAUUUUUACGAACCGUAUAAUAUUUGUGUAUUAUUUUACGACGACGUAUAUUUUAGAUUUCGAGCCCAAUGAGGAAUAAAAUGGUUUUACUGUCUGUAAUACAGGUAUAUGUUGUUUUUCCACUUUUUGUCUGAGAACUAAUUUUCGACCAGAAGACUUGCUCCAAUUGAUUGAACUCUAUACAUAAAACAUAAACGUGUUUAUGAGUGUGACCAAUAUGACCAUGGUCAUAUCAGUGAUAUCAACUCAUGAUCAACGAGAUUUUUCAUUUUUGUGCCAUCAUGUCUCAGUUUAUGAUUACUAGUUCCAUUUAUUUUUGCACUGUCCAAGAACAAUCUUCGCUUCUCUAUCAUUUUAAGUACUAAGCUAGAAACAACGAGAAUUUAAAACUCGAUUUGUUUAUUUAUAUUAUUUUUUCGUGUGGCUAUUUGUUGAUAUUUAAUCGAAUGCUUACAACAUAAUAAUUAUUUUAUUCUUAAGAAUAGCUCAGGAUAAAUUUAGGGGAUGUUUUGAAUGGGAAGACUUAUAGAGACAUUUACGAUCCAUAAAAAACAACUACUAGACAAAUAUUUUAUUUUACAUUGUGAAUGGAUUGAAGAAGUUUAUAGUUAUACAAAGUUGUUUUUUUUUUUUUAUCUGUGAACAACUUUUUAACAAGAAAACUUGUUCAGAUUUGUGUAACACCUUUUCUUAAAGGAAAUCGGCGUGGAGAAAUAUUCCAAGAAGGUCAUUUUUUUGAUUUGCUCAGUUUUCUGAAUUUUCUCCUCAAAACUUGAAAAACUGAAAAAAUAACUGAGGAAAAAUGAGAAAUUAUAAGAAAUGUAGGUAAGUGUUAGUUAAAAUGUAUUACGGCCUUCUUUUUUCCUAUCAACAACUUUUCUACCAUUAGUUUUACUCAAAUGGGUAACGAUAGAAAAUUUUCUGAAAGGAAAUUUGACUGUAAAAAUACUUUAAAGUGGUAAUUGUUCGAUUUUCCUAGGAGUUUUUCCAGCAAAUAUGAAAAACCGGAAAAAACUUAUUGGAAAACUGGAAAAAAUAAAUAUUAUUAAAAAAUAGUAUAUAAUGUCUAUUUAAUUAUUUUACUAUAAAAUGAUAUAUAUUCUUGACAAAAUAGCAUUAUUAACUCAACUCCACUUGAAUCGUUUUUUCGUAAUCAAUAGUUUAUCGUUGCUUACAGGUAUGUAUUAAAUUAUCUAUAACAAUGGCUACAUUCGUCCUCAUUAUCCUAGGACAUAUUUUUUUAUUUAUUUUAUUUUUUUUAUUAAUUAUUUAAACCAUAUGACUCUCUAAAUCAACGCUUAUGGGGUUAACUUAAAUUCUUACUUAAUCUUUCAUGAUAUUUUUUUUUUUUUUGCCACAUCUGAAUGAAUUCUAGACACACUUAUGAUACGGGAGCUUUCUUGUAAAAUUUUAAAUCGGUAUAUCCAAUAUAGUUUGAAUCUAUACAUAAUAAAUAUAUUUUAUAUUUUUUGGAAUAAUCGUAGUAGAGACCUGGAAUUUCCUCUAGAUUUGUAAUAUUUAGUUGUAAUAGCAUUUUUUCUAGACUUUUUCUAAAUUUAAUAUAUUUUUUUUUUCCAUUUUCUGUGUGCCGAACAUAAUUUCUUAUUCAGAAAAUCGAUACAUUUUGUCAUUGGAAAUUUGUACUCACUGAACUUUUAACUUAGGUACUAUUGAAAAAUAAUUACGUUUUAGGUAAAUACACUUAAAAUUAAACGUUAAAAUUGAUUUAAAUUUUAUAGCAAAUUAAUUUUUUAUAUUAUUGUUAUUGAAACUUAAGAUAUUCAAAUUAAAUCUCUGGAGCUCUAAUGGAUGGGGUGACAAUAUUUUAUUACAUUUUGUAUUUUUAUGUAGGACAGUUAAAUUAUUAUCUCUUGACUGGAAAAACUUUGAAAACGCGAGCGCUGAAGAAAAUUUAAUUUUCACGAAUAACGUUUUAAAUUAAGUAAAUAAAUAUAUAAAUAAAAAAUGUAUACAUGAUAAUAAAAUUAAUUAAUUAAUGAAUGCGUCGUUUGGAGUAUUAUGAUAAGUGUAUUAUACGACCGGUUUCAAAUUAAAAAUUCAUCAUCAGGUAUAUCACAGUCAAAAUGUAAGUCGCGACGCAAUGAUUCAUUUAUUUAUUUUAUUAUUAUAUAUAAAUUUUGUAUUUAUAUAUUUAUUUACUUUAUUUAUUUACGAGUAUUAACCAUUUGAAUAAUUUUGUUUUUACUUUAUUAUUUUAUUAACAUUUUAAAAUAUUAAUAAUUUAUUGAUAACACGAAUUUACAGGGGCUUUUAGAUAUUUCCCUUACCACCCGUCGGUAUCAGUUAUAUGUCUUUCGCUUUUAACUUGAAAUGAGAUUAACAUUAUAAACACGAAACGAAAGAAUUUAAUUUUUAUAUCAAUCAGGAUAAUGGUGUUUUGAUUACGUACACUGCAGUACCAUAAAAGAACUAUAAAUAAAAAACAAACAAUUAUAAAAGUGUGUUUGUUUUAAUUGUUUGUUUUAUGCUUAACUUUGUGCAAGGCAACAUUAACAUGCUGUUUUCUGAACAAUUUAAUUUAUAAUUAUUGUAAUUUUUUUUUUUAUUGCUGAUAAAAAGAGUCAAUUAUUUUUAGUGUUGAAAUUAUUUGGAUACAAUAAACUGUAAAAGAUAAUAAAGAUAUAGGCAUUCUAUCUGUUAUCUAGAUAAAAUUAAAACAUCAUAAUAUCUAUGUGUUCUUAAUUUAUAGUAAAUACGUACAUAUUAAAUUUAUAUUAUCAUUUUUAAUCGAACUGAAAUUUGAUAAUAUCAAUAAAUAUGUCAUAAUAAUAUUAUAGUUAUUUUUAUUAUUCUUAUUAACUUUUCUACCAGAAAUUUUGUUCCGAUUAAAAAAUGUAUAGGAACUUUCUUAAGAACUUAUUUGAUCUAAUUGUUAUACUAAUGAAGCCAUUUUUUGAUAUUCUUUAUAGUUUCUUUAAUAUAUGGAAAAAACUGAAUAUUUUUAAUGUUAUCUUUUUUAAUUUCUUUCUAGUCAAAUUAAUUUUUAUAUUUAAAAAUGGUAUUACACAUGCAGACCUACUAUAGUACAAUACUUAUACAAUUUUAAAUAAUUUUGAAUCUGAAUUAUCUCUAAUUGUAUCUACUUAUGUUAUUAUUACAAUAAAUAUUCUACAUAUUAUCUUUUUAUGGUAUGGUAAAUUAAAAUUAUAUUUUGUCUUUUUAUUAGAUUAAUCUUUAGUCGUUAUCUUAAUAUUUUAUCUAAAUAGGAAUAUUGGUUAUCUUGCAGGUUAUUUGUAAUAGCUUGGAAACGGAUAUUUUUCCUACAUAUUACUAAACCAUAGAAAAUUCAAAAUAUAAUGUCUUUAUAAAAAAUAUAUUUUUAAUUUAUUCCAGUCAAAUAACGAGGAUCGCAUCAUAUCGAAAAGUCUUCUUUCCGAUAACAUAAACGCAGCUUCAUAUAUUAUAUCGAGUAAAUAGCUGUGUAUGUACUUGGAAUUUAAAAAUGAAUUUGUCAAUAUAAUCAUUUGAAAAAAUAAAAAAUAUUAAUACUAAUAUUAAUUUUAACGAGAAUGUAAUGUAGGUAAUGUAAUGGGUUUUUUUUUUUUUUUUAACGAUUUGGCGAUUUUCUAUUGGAUGACAUUAUUUAUCAAUUUUGAUAUUCGAAUUCAGUAAUAUUACAUAAUAUAUAAUAAUAUGUAAUCAUAUUAUUAUUAUACGUGAUUGCAAACAUAAAUCAAUUUAAAGUUUACACAAAUUAUAUAUAUCUAACCUAACCAUACAUACAUUUUUAUUUGUAGCAUAAUUUAAAAAAAAUCGUUUGGCCAAAAAGAGAAAAAAAUAUUAUUAUAUGUGUACUCUGUAUACACUUAUACACUUUAUCGUUCAUUAAAAAUCUUAUAUGAAGGAAUAAUAGUUGGUCCACAAAUAUUGUUUUCAUAAUUUUUUCCUUUUUUUAGAUUCUGAGUGGGGUGAGGAAUGUAUUGGUUUUACAAUGAUUUUUAUUUUUUUCCUGUGAACAAUUUUUCCAUUAGCAAUGUAGCUAUAAUUUUCAAUCAUAACACACUUUUUCUGUGAAGAAAUCUGAUUGGGAAGGUACUUUAAGGUGGUAAUUUUUUGAUAUUUCCAGCGUUCAUCCAAUGAAUGUGAAUAACCGGGAAAAAAGAAAGGUAUUGUUGACAAAGUAACAUUAUCAACUGAAUUCCGCUCAGAAUCAAUUUUUCGUUAGCAAUGGUUUAUCGUUGCUUACAGAUAUACAUUAAAUUCCUGUCUGUAUCAUACCUUCCCAACGACCCAUCUACAACAGUGGCUGCACCCACGUGCGAAGUAUGUCCGUCCUUUUUUAUAUAAUGAGCUUAAAUCUAAUUUAUUUUGUUUUUGUUUUUCGCAAAUACUUAUAACGCAUUACCCGAUUACCGUGUUAUUAUGGUAUUAUACCGAAUAUAAUAUACUGAGCGAAAUCUAAUAAGACCAUGCUAAAGGAACUGCCGAAUCUUUUUUGGGUUUUUUUUUUUCAAACGGGAACGACUGUAGGUCAUACGUGUACAUAAUACACUGCCUGUGCGUAGGUAUUUUUAUUCAGCUUAUUGGUUUAACAGUACGAAAACAACAAAAUAUAACAAUACGCAUACGUUCUAGUAAUGUUUUCUUUCUGUAAACGGACAUCGAAAUUAUAAUGUGGUAGAUAGAUAGGUAACCCGCAUUUGGUAGUGGUUUUAUUAAAACCCAGACGUCGUGCGUCGAUACGGGAAAAGUCUGCACAAAAUACGACCUGAGAAUCAUCGCAAAGUGCGAAAAACGUCUCUACAUUUAUGUCCCGUUGCCGACGAAGCUACUGUAGCUGUCAAAUUAAAGGCAGACAAAAGCGACUACAAUAUUAUAUUCGAUUCAAUGACAACGACGACGACAAUUAUUAACGGACAAUCGAGUUGAAUUUGCCAUCACGGCACGAAUAUUACAUUUGAAAAAAAAAAAACUGAUACCAGUAUUAGCUAUUUUUUUACUCUGGGGAUGGGAGUGACCACUAUUGUAGAUGAAAAGUUGGAAAGGUAGGAUACAUAAGCUUAUUUUAUUUGUAUCUGUAAGCAACGAUAAAUCAUUGCUUGAUGAAAGACGAUUACGAACGCAGUUCGGUAAUACAUAUUUUGAAUUGUAUUUAUUAUUUAUUUUUUUUUGUGAUUUUCGUUUAAAUUUGAUUUAAAAACACUUAUAAAAUAAAAAAGUUGUCCGAUGGUUUUGGAGAUUUUACCAAGUUUCAAGUCUCUAUAUGUAUUUAUAACCGAAUUACAGCAAAAAACUCCCAUAAAUUAAAAGCUCAAAAGUGACACAAAAGUUUUCGCGACGAUACCGUAAGGAAGUAAAUCAAAAAGCCAACAAAAAAGGUAACUCAUGAUUUGUCGAUUAAAUCAUUUUUUCUGGUAUAAAAUGUCGUUCGUGUUUUUAUAAAAUAAUGAAAUCGUGAAAUUGUACAUUUACUUACGUUUUUUCCAACUUAAGUGCUUUUAUUUAAAAAAUGGCAUCGAACGUCAAAAUGACUUCUUUAAAGUACCAUCCAGACAACUUGAGCUUUUAGAAAAGUUGCUACACGUAAAUAUCGGAGGAAGUUUACUAGGAAAAAACGUGUCAUAAAAAACAUCAUAAUAAAACCAAUAAGUUCACUCUCUACGCUAGGAAUCUAAAAAAAAUAUUACGUCCACGUCGUCGUGCAUUGUAUGAAACGAAUUUAAAUUUUUUAUAUGCAGGGCGAUUAUUUAUUAUUAUGGACUAGUGCUUUUAUUGAAGUAUUUUUAUAUGCGAAUUUGAUAUAUGUUUGUCUCCUUCCUCCAUCAUAAUUGAAUCGCUUUAUUUUGACACUUUUUUUUCAAAUUAACUACCUACUCUCUUUUAAACAUAAAUUCUUAUUGCACUUUCCUAAAUUUUUUUAUAUGUAUAAGUAAUACAAAAAUCUUGACCAAAGAAGUCAUAUGGUAUGACGUACCUCGAUGACCCAAUAUAAGUAUUAAUGUUAUUCAUAUCAAAAAAUUAAAAAAAAAAGUAUUAUUAAAAUCUGUGUUUAAAAAGGAAACUCAGAAAGGUUUUAAAAUCCCAAGUAUUAACAGAUACUUUUUAUAAAAUAUAAGGAGCAAUUUAAAAUAAUGUUAAAAAAUGUUUAGUGAUUCUACAAUGGUUGAACAAAGUAAAAAUCAAAAACAAAUUUACUUAGAACCUUACUAAAAAUAUUGGUAGAUCAUGUAAAAGAAUCAUCCUGUAUAUCUGUAGUACAAAACAGACUACAUUAAUUAACUCAUCGUUUACACUGCGGUGUACAAGAAUUAAUAAUCCCGGUUUACCGCUACUUCUGCAGCUCGCGCUAUACACGAGUAUUAUGUAAACAUUGAUCGAUAUUGUAGGGCUAAAUUUAUUAAUUGAACGCUGAGGAAAGUUAUGGUAUAAUAUUUUAAUACUAACAGCGUUUGGAUCAGAUAGGUAAACAAUUACCUAAGAUAGACCUAAAGAUAAAAGAUUAUUCAUAUAAAUUUAUCUACAUGAAGAUGAAAGAUAAAAACUCGAAAUGAAUCUAAAUAAAAAAAAAAAUCAUUUUUUUUUAUAUUACAAAAUAGAGCUAACUAGAAAAAUUGAUGGAUUUUUAAAAUUAAUUAAGAAAAAUUAACUCAAAAUUAAAAGAUAAUUAUAAAAAAAUUAGUAAAAUAUUUAUCUGUGGUACAUACGUAAAAAAUUCUUCAUAAUUGUUUUUAUCUUCUAAUUUUAUUCAACGAUGUUGCUAAUGCGUCGAUUUUAGUCCAUACAAAAAUAUUUGGCAAGAAUAAAAUAAUUAAGAAUAACAUAAUCUUUCUGUUAAGUAUUUCAGCGGCUUUGCCCCAACAACGGUUAUCUACACAAAUUAAAAUUCACACAUUGCCAUGUCGUGAAUUUGCAUGACCAUAAGCGGUAGAAUUAAAUUCGCUAGUUUCUUCCAACCAACUUUUUUCCCAUACAAUAUACAUAAUCGAUAAAAAAAGAUACCCACGGUUGGGUGAUCCUAACUAAUUAACAGGUUGAUAGAGAAGUAACGCACAGUCUAAACCACUGGGGUUAGAGAAUUAAAAUAUUCGCAGUAGGUAACUUUUAUAUCAUAGGAAUCUACUAAGGAAGGAAUUUUGAAAAUUCCACCCGUAAUGGAUAUUGGUGUUUUAGGAAUACAAAUUUAAUUUCAUUAGUUCGUUUAUUUGAUUACAUUGGUGAUAUUGAUAAUAAUUUGUUUUUUACGGACAAAAGAACACUAUCAUUAUUACUAUUAAAUUUUUUUUAGAAUAUUUUUAUAUAACUGACAAUAACGGUUAACUGUGAUAACUGACAUUGUUAAAAUAGGGAGUCACGGAGGGACUCGUUUUAAACAAAUUAAUGUUUUCGUUUUUUCAUUCAAGCGGCGAAUAUUUCUGGGAAGCUCGAAAUGCUCCAUAACUGCGAAAAGAGUAAAGGGGAUGGUUUGAUUACUGAAAUUAAAUAUUUAGGAAGCUUUUCAACGAGCAUUCAUUAUAAUUGAAAUGGAAUAGUUGGUUCCAGAGAAGGUUGAAAAGCUUCACAAUGUUGUGUCUCCGAUAGAUACUAAUUUGGAGUGUGAGUUUACACAAACAUAUGCCAAACCGUACAGACAUGUAAAAUGCACAUGGAUGAACUCAUGGAUAAAGUAACCGGUAAUAAAUAUGGUUAUAUUUUUUAUGUUAACCUGCUAAUUAAGCAGGCGGUAUUAAAAAACCUAUCUAACCUAAUGGAAUCUACUAAUAUAUAUACUAAUACAUUUGGUCCAAUAAAAUGGGUCUCAGGCAACUCUAGCUGGUAAUAGUAAUAUAAUGUACAAAAAAAAAUCUAAAAAUAUCCUAUACUAUUCAGUAAUCAUUAUUUGAAUGCAUUUUGUGCCCAUAGUAUUCUCUGAAUGUUCCUAUAUUAUAUAAUACAGUGAAUUCCGCUUAAUGUGGUCACUGGUUUAUAGAAUCAAUCGUUUAUUGGAAUCAAAAAUGAAAAUCCCAAAACCAAAUCUUUUGUUAUUAAUGUUCAAUUAACCUUUUAUUAGAAUCACUAAGUACCGGAUAAUUGAAUCACUUUUACGAACAUUCUUAUCGUUUUUUAUGAUAUUGUAUGUUUUUAUUAUGUAUUUAUAUUGUAUUUUUUAUUGUAUGAUCCAAAAGUUACAGGUACAAUGUACAUAUAUUAUUAUAUAUUUCAUUUUAAUUUCAGGCUAAUAUAAAAAUGAAAUUAGUAGAUUCUCAAGUAUAAUCAAAAAUAGACAGGUAGCUUCUUUAUUUUAUUUUAAGUUUACAUAUAAAUACAGAAUCAUAAAAAAAAAAAAAAAAAAUGUUUUAUGGAAUCAACCGGAUAUUAGAAUUAAAAUGACCUGAACCAAUGUGAUCACAUUAAGCGUAACCCACGUACGUUGUAUAUUUUAUUGAGAAAAAUAAAAUUCUGUUACUCUAAUAGGAUUUGAACCGUCGACCAUUUGAUCCCUAACGUUUCCUAACCUAAGGUGUUUUUUUCAUAUUUGAAAUGACAGCAGUGAAUUUAUGUGAAUAUUAAAUUAUUACUACACCACUACUGAUUAAAUCUAAUGCAUAAUCUAAUCAGCUAACUUAAGACCAACCCUAAUUUAUUUUAGAUUCUAAGUGUAGUGAAGAAGGUUAUGGUUUUACGAUGAUGUUUAUUUUUUUUUUGUCUUUGAACAACUUUUUCUAUCAGAUUUUUUGCUCUGGUUUUCAUGUAUAACUCUUUUUCUGAAAAUAAAUCUGAGGUGGUACUUUAGGAUGGACUUUUUUAAUUUUCUAAGGUUUUUCAUAAAAAAACGGAAAAACUUAGAAAAAAUGGGAAAAUAAACAAAAACUAUUAUUUUUAAAUCGUAAAUAUUACGGCUUUUCAAAACUUGUGUAACCAAACUGCGCUCAGAAUCUUUUUUCGUUAGCAAAGAUUAAUGGCUACGUAUAGAUACAUACGUAGAUCAUAUUUAGAUAUACAUUAAAUUUCUCCUCUACCUUCCCAACUUCUCACAUACGACAAUGGCCCACUCAUCGUGCUAAGUAUGGCCGUCUUUUUUAAACCAAUACUUCCUAGACCUUUCAAGGGAACCAGAAUUACAAAUUAAACGAAUAAGUAUAGUAUAUUAUAUAUAUAUACACAUUCUACUCAUUCUGGAAGAGUGGAAAGCUUUCCUGGCCCUUUGUGUCUUUUAGUUCGAUCUUCACCAAUAACCCAACUCACAGAUUUCGUUUGGGUGAUGCCUCUCACACGAAAUGUUUAAAAAUUGAGAACAAAAUACGAAGUACAAAUGAUAUAAUAUCGCCUUUAUACCUCUACCGAGUGACGACCGAUAACGAGACUUUCACGAUAAACUGUGUGACCGUUUCUCCACUAGCUUGCAGGGCGGCUCCGGUCGAUUAACUAUACAUAUACGUUUCAAUGGUGGUAUUUAUUUUUUUUUUUUUACCGACCCCGAUUUUUCGGCUUCCGCGUGUCGUAAAUUAUCGGCGAAACGCGAUCUCGAAACAAAAAAAAAUAAAAAAAUAACCACCAAACCAUAUCGUUUGAGACCAUUAAUUUCCAUUAAAACGCCAAAUACUCUCGUAAUAAUAAUAAUAAUAAUAAUAUAAUACCGUGUCGUACUACUAUCUCUAUAUUAUGUUAUCGUAUUGUACGCCGUUGUGUAAUCACACACGAGUAAGUUAAUCGGCGAACACGUCACAAUAAUAUUAUUACAAUAAUGGGCUCCCAUGUCUAUAGAUCGCGUGACAAUAUUAUUGAUAGUGGUCUGACAGAUAUAAUAAUAUAAUAUUAAUAAUGAUAAUAUAGUUUGACACGAUGUUAGUAUUAUUGAUAGCUGCCCUACACCGUGAUUUAUAGUCCGACACCGUUCCUAAUAUAUAAAAUAAAUCGCUGAUAAGCGGAAGGGGAACAUGAAUAAAUAUUAAAAUAUUUAAUAAAUAAAUCGAGUUUUUUUUAUCGAAUAAUUUUUUACUUCAAAAUUUUCACUCUGUCAGUGUUCGGAAAAUAUGCAUAGGUAACAAAUAUUUCUAUCCAAUACUUCAUCAUCUAUCUGAGCCUGUCACGCGGCCUUUUCUCUUGAAUGCUGUUUUUAUCGUGACACUUUCCAACGCAUGUAAUAUGACCUGUCUACUAAAUCUUCAUGACUUUUGAUAAAAAUAUUCACCCAUUGCAUGUCCAUAGAUUCAAUCAGCUCCUCAUUAUACCUUCGUCGCCAAUUUCCUGUGCCUGCAUCGAGUACCGGUCACAAACGUUUCUACAGACUUUAAUUUUAAAAAGCUUCAUCAAUUUGUUUUGGGAAUUUGUGUGUUUCGCAGUUGCGAAAUAGAAACAGUGUUUCCCUGUAUUUAAUUUGGCAUUUGAAAGAACCGUUGUAGUCCAAUUACGUAACAUUAGGUCAACGAUUACAAUACGCGCAAUUAGUGAGACAUCAUAGUAUGUGAUUCGAGCGUUUAAAUAAAAUAGCACGUGUUUUCAAUGGAUCUGUUAAAUCGUUCAGAUCCAAAUUAUCCGAUAAUUACUGAUAACAGACUGACUGUUAAGAGAAGUAUGACAUAGGCCCUAACCACGCGUACCUAUACGAUAUCGUUAUACCGCAUUGUAAUAAUAAUAUUACAUUAUUACUUAUAACAACAGUGUUUCCGGCCAUAAUAAUAUUAUUAUAAUAUCCGUACCGCGGUUUUAUGGGUGAGGAAAGGGGGGGUGGGGUGGUGGUGGAGAAAGGUUGACGGUCGCCUAUUGUGCGACGGCGAUCCAAACAAUAACCGCGAUGUUGUCUAAUAUAAUAAUAAUCGAUCGAUCGAAAUAAUAAUAAUAUUACGUUUCCGCGUCAGGAGCGCGGCAACAACGACAGUAUUAUAAUAUAGGUACCUAACCUAAAAUAAUUAAUGUGGCGAACGUAUUGUUAUAAUAUUAUUAUUAUUCGAACCGGGCGAGUCGUGUUAUUUCAUGACUGGAUCGGGUAACUCCUCCGAUGGCAAUAUAAUAGUAUGACUAUACUUUGAACGAUAAUAACGCUUCGUAAUCGUCCUACUUACAGCGGCGAUCCUGGAAAUCGGAAGUUAUUCUCUUGUUAUUUUUUGAACGAAAACAGAAAUAUAUCUUAAAAUGACCUAGCUGACUGGUACCUAACACAUAAAAAUUUACUCGGAAGAGAAACUACAAAAAUACUUUUUGUCGACAUUUCCCUGGAAAUAGAGACUAUGUAUAAUAUUGCACAUGAUGUAUAAAUGUGUCUGUUAUCUUUUUCCGCUACUUAUGAAUACUAUUCAAUAGUGGCUUCUUCUGAAUCCAAUAAUCUCGAACUCGGGAUUUUAAAUCUUUUACAGGCAGAUUGAAGCAAUUGAAAUAAGAUUUUAUCCAAAACUGGUAAAUCAUCGUAUCAUCAUUUUUUUUUUUUGAGUUUUUAUCUAUUAGAUUAAAACAAAAAGUAUAAUGAAUUCCUAUAAAAUGACUUCUCAAAUGCUUCAAGUAGAUCAAAAAUACUACUAGAAACAGUGGUUUAAGUGGGAAAAACUUCGAAGGAGAAUUAUAUUUACCGAAAACUGAAGAACGUUUCCGAGAACUAACGAAACUUAAUCAAACUUUUAGGAAACCUAUCGUGGAGACAAAACUUCUAAAAUGUUUUUCUCUCUUACAUAUAUUUAAUCUCAAAAAUGUUAUCCUAAAGAGUUUAAAAAUAAAAUUGCAUCUCCCUUAAAUAUCGUUCUACUUAUAUGUCUUUUAAAGCUGCAUCCACAACAAAAAAACAAUUAAAAAACGUUUGUCGAACGUUUGUUUAAUGUAGAAAUGUUACGAAAUCAAUUUGUUUGUCAAUAAUCCAAACAAAAGUGUUCGCAUACUAAGCGAACAUUUUGCAUGUAUGUUUGUACUAGUAUACCGAUGUACCUUUAAAUAAUUAUAAAUGUAAUUAUAAGUUAUUCAAAUAGUUUUAAAUGAUAAUACUUAUUAAAAAAUAUGUUAGUAUAAGUAAUAAAUUAAGUAUAAAGUAAUAUAUUUGAAUAUGAUUUUAUUAUCAUGAAUAUUAUCGCCAUUAAUUUUUUUACUUUUGGUAUUUUAUUCUUCUUACGCAUUAUAACAAAUGCGGCAGCAUCAAUGCAGCAUACAACUUGUUCUAAAUAUGACAUGGUCACAACUGUCUUGGAAAACACAUAGCAAAUAAUUAAAUUAUGAACAAAUGUCUGUGUAAUGAUAAAACGUUUGCGAAUGUUUGAAAAACGUUCAAUGAAUGUUUGACAGACAAUGUCUGUUAGGUGUAGAUGCAGCUUAAGUAAAAAUUAAGUGAAACGCUGUCUGAAUACGGAUAAUCUAAUCUUCUUUUUCCUAGGUUUCUGCCAUUCAAGAACAUACCUCUAAAUAUACAUCCUACCAUCUAUCUCUAUCUUCUGCUAAUUCUCAUCAAUAACUAUUUAGUUCCACUGUCUCAGUAUCUUUUUUGAUGAAAUCUAUCCAUCUUAAACGUUCUCUUCCUAGAGGUCUCUUUCCAACUGAGUUUUCUUCUAUUACUUUUCUAAUCGGAUAAUCUAAUAGUUAUUAAAUAAUUUGUUUUUAAUAAAGUUAAUUCGAGAUUUUAAAAUGUCAUUAAAAAUAUCUCAGUGAUAAUAACUAAAAUGCAUCCUCCUUUCCGAAUUUUGCAUACUUGAACUAAAAGGAAAUAAUAAUUUUAAAUUAAAUAAGAAAGGCUACUCCGUUUCCUUCCGUUUCUCUCUGUCUCUCACACUUUAACCACCAAUCAGAACCCCUCUUGAUUUUAUUUUAUUUUUGGAUCAAUUAUUCUGUCUGAAAUUUUAUCAACAGAAAGAAAGACAGACGUCAUUGUAAUUAAUUAAUUUCCUACAAAAAACAGUAUUGAUACUUCUUAUAGCACCCAAAUAGCGAACUAGGGUAAGUUUACGAAAAAUGUAAUCCAAAAUAUUUAAAACUUCUUUUGUACAUACAACUACACUAUCCCGUGAUUUACUCGGAAAGUUAUCAAAACGGCAAACCGUGUAUUUUUUUUUUAUCUAAACGACAUUUAAACGGCGUUUCCUGCACCUAAAUAUGCCAUUAUCACGCUCGGUUUGUAAUUUUAAACCCUAUUUGUAUCGGGAAACUAUAGGUACCUAACUCAUCCUGUUUAGGGAAACUCGGGGUCAAUAAAUGCAUAUUAACUUUUAUGCGCACGGCGAUAUAAUAACAAAUGUUUACCGUCAUCGUACCGCCGUUAUUCUGCUAGGUAAGUACCUACCUGCAGACAACACUCAAAAUCGAAGUGUUUGAAGAGGAUAAUGCGAUUUUCGAGUAUAGUUUUAUAGCGUUUAUCCGAUGAUGGUAAACGAAAAACCGAUCGAUUUUUAUCUCGGGGCAAAGGAAGUGAAAUAUUUCUUCCCGUUUUACCGAUGACUGAUCCGACUACCACAAGAAUAACAUUCAUGUAACUAACGUUAGCUUAAUUAUGCAAAUUCUUUCCGAGGAUUAGGAAUGUCGUAGCUCUUUCAACGAGUGUGAAUUUUCGGAAAUCUUGAAGGAUAUUUUUUUACCGUAAUUUAUAAAAAAUAAAUAAAUAAAACAGAUUUUUAAAUAUCAUAGUUAUACCAAUGAACUAAAAAGUAAAUAAUAAUGGAAAAUGCCUGUUAGUUUAAAAGGCUUGAAGUAACAUUACAAUAUUUCUUUUUUUAAAUAAUAUAUUUACCAUUCUUCUUCUUCUCCUUCGCCUUCAUUCCAGUAAUUUUGAGGUCGGCCGCUCUCGUCCUAAACUUCCACUUGACCCGAUCUCCCUCCUCGCGUACACCAGCUGUUCUCGUAUCCUAACUAAACCUGUAUUAAAUAUAAGCGAUAUAACCAUAACUGUAUAUUUUUAUGAAAAUUAACAAAAAAAAAAAAACGCGAACAUUUUGAAAGUUUUUUUCUUUGUACUGUUACAUAGUAUUAUACACGCCAUUUGUUAAACUAAUUUAAAAUUAAGGUACAAUAUUUCAACGUUAUUAAAAUACUAGACCACCUUUUUCAUUUGGCGGAAAAGGGAAAGGUACACUUUUGGCGGAAACGGAUAACUCCCGGUGAAUUCCUCCACCUUACAGAAACAAUGCCGUAUGCCUACUGAAAUCGCCCACCUGGUUUGCUAAACCCGUAGCAUCAUAUACAUGGAUAUAACUCUGAGGUUAUAUUAUAGGCUUAUAUUACUAUUAUAUUAUGUUAUAGCCUGUAUGAAUGUGAAUAGUAUGUUUAUGAAUUAUGAGCAAUCCUUGUAGUACACAUUUACGGCGAAAACAAUAGAUUUAUUAUAAUUGUUUAUCGUAGAACGUAGGGUUUUAUUAGGUUUUAUUGAUAAUAUUAUACGUAUAGAAACUUCAGGGUUUUAUUCCUAUCAUAUAUUCAUUAAUGAUAAAAUAAAUGAUGAUAUGCGUAUUUAAUAAAACAUGCGAAUAGUAUUUUUAAAAAUAUUAUGUAUAAAAUGGUUUUUAGUAAGGGGGACGCAACUCCCUCUGACCUAAUGAGGUCAGAUAAUGAUAUGCUUAGAUGAACAUUUCACUUCUGGUCGCAAAUUUUGAACUUACCUACCCAAACCCCUUAUUGUACACCAUUGUACCUUUACACGAUAAUAUCAUAUCAUUGAUGUUUAUUUUAUUUUAUUCCACGUGUACAUAAUAUGAGUACUGGGCCCCACUGAGAGGCUCCGUGCGGGGGGACCCAGGGUUCUAAAUCGAAUUAUAAAAAUGACAUUAUCAUUGGUAUGCGACGAUAAUAACUGUGGUAUGUGUGUUCGCAGGUACGUGAUUACAACGCUGUGCGGCGAGACGUGCAACAUAUCGUCGUCGGUGGUGGCCGUGCUGUUCUGGAUAGGUUACUUCAACUCGACGCUGAACCCGUUGAUCUACGCGUACUUCAACCGGGAUUUCCGGGAAGCGUUCAAAAACACUCUACAGUGCGCGUUCUGCAACCUGUGCCGGAGUCCCCCGUCCGACCUAGAGGCGCUCGACGCGCGACGGCCGUCGCUGCGGUACGACGACCGGACGCGGAGCGUGUACUCCGAAACGUACCUGAACCAUUGUGACCGGCGCCGAUCCAGCCAGUUCGGCAGCAGCUUAUGA